AUGGAGUCUCUGGUAAAGAGACGGCCUAAACGAAAAGAGGACCGAAUCAUUCUGCAAUUUGACUACGACUGCUUCUACGCCCAAGUCAUCGAGAACAAGCACCCGCAUCUCAAGAGCAAGCCUCUCGGCAUCCGCCAGAAGAACAUUCUCGCCACAUGCAACUACCACGCCCGCGCCAAGGGCGUCAAGAAGCUGAUGCUCAUCACCGAGGCUAGAAAAGUGUGCCCCGACCUCGUCCUCAUGGACGGCGAGGACCUUGCGCCCUUUCGCGACGUUAGCAAGACCCUCUACGGCUUCCUCAAGUCGCAUGUAUGGAACGGGAGAGCGGAGCGGCUCGGGUUUGACGAGGUGUUUUUGGACGUGAGCGAUAUUGUCGACUACAACGUGUCGUGCCUCAGCAAGAGCGCGCUGGCGCAGACCUUUUUCCAACUGUCCAAGAGUGACCCCGAGAUUGGCUUUCCGUGCGACUUGCGCACCGUGGCGGGACCAGUCCUAGGACCGUAUCCCGCCAGCGUGGACCCAGACAACACGACACUGGUUCGCCUGGCGCUCGGCUCGCAUCUAGCCUUGUACCUCCGAAGCAAAAUGGAGGCCGACUUUGGUUACACGUCGACCUGCGGUAUCGCCACAAACAAGGUGCUCAGCAAGCUCUGCGGCGGCCGCCACAAGCCCAGGAACCAGACGACUCUGCUCGCCUGGACCGACGACGAUGUCAUCGCCUUUAUGGAUACGCAUCUGCUGCGCCACGUGCCAGGUGUUGGUUUCAAGAUGGCGCAACUAAUCGAGACGGCCGUCACCGGCGUCGCCACGGAUGCCGACUCCCACACAUUCCAGUCCGUCGUCACCGUGCAAACAGCGCGUUUGCACCCGGCCAUUUCCGCAGCCUCGCUGGAAACGCUGCUGGCAGGCCCUGGUGCCGAGCGCGGCGUCGGUGCCCGCAUCUGGGGCCUGCUUCACGGUGUUGACGCCACGCAGGUUAAAGCAGGCACGGAGGUGCCUUCCCAGCUGAGCAUUGAAGAUACAUACAAGGGACUGGACAACAUGGCGCAGAUUACCGAGGAACUGUUCAAGCUGUCGUGCUCGCUGGUGCGGCGGAUGCGCGUCGACUUGGUCUGCCCAGGCGUGGACAACGCGGACGAGCCGCAGAAAUGGGCAGCCUGGCCGCGCACGCUCCGCCUGUCCGUCCGCUCAUGGCCGAAAACCCCCGGAUCAGGGCAGGCGCGCAGCUUCAGUCGGGUGUCGCGGUCGGCGGCGGCGCCCAGCUUCUUGCUGGACCUCGGAGCCGGGAUUGAAGAGGUGGCGGAGCGGCUCGUGUCGGAGGCGCUGCUGCCCCUGCUGCGGCGCUUCGACGGCACGGAUAAGGAAAGUGGUGGUGGUGGUGGUGGUGGUGGGGCGGCAGAGGACCGGCACGGAGCGGGCCGGGACAUUGGCAACAUGUUUAAGAAGCAGGACGAGGUGCUGCGGCCAUGGAAGGUGGUGGGGGAGGCGGCACAGGGUGAGCAAGAUGGCAUGGAGGAGGAGGAGGAGGAGGAGGAGGAGAUGGACGGGCUGGAUACUGACGGCUCAUGGAGGGGGACGACGGGUGACCAAGCCGCGGCCGCGACGGCCCACUAUGCCGACCAACUUUAUCCGCGAAACAAGGAGGCCUCUACACCACCACUGCCGGAGUUGAACGGCGAAAAAAACUGGAACGAAUCGCUCCCAUCGGUAGUCGAACUAUACAUGAAGCGCACAUUCAAAUCGACUGGCUUGAGGGAUGCAGCCGAGUCCUUGGGGGUUUCGCCCACCAGCUCGAUAGCGGCGCCAGGCGCAGUGACGGCCAUGCUCCGCACGUUGGCCCGGGACAGCAAGGCCGCGAUCGAGAAGAGCGUCAUCAGCGGCUGCAACGAGCCAAACAUGAGCGUCAUUGGCCGCGCGUGGUCUGCGGUGCAGUUCGCUUGA
Messenger RNA from Cordyceps militaris CM01, 1941 nucleotides. Its product is annotated as DNA polymerase iota. Gene Ontology annotation, biological process: translesion synthesis. Gene Ontology annotation, molecular function: DNA-directed DNA polymerase activity; damaged DNA binding. The record is from RefSeq and is a predicted model, not a curated record. Bases 1 to 1941 code for a protein of 646 amino acids. Lineage: Eukaryota; Fungi; Ascomycota; Sordariomycetes; Hypocreales; Cordycipitaceae. The transcript is spliced from 5 exons.